AUGGAGGUGGUGGUUGUUAUGGAGGCGACGUUGGAGGAGAAGGAGGUGGCAACAGUGGUGGUGAUGGAGGAAAUACAAGGAAGAAUUGGUUGUGAUGGAGAUGGUGACGACAAUGAAAGUGGAGGUGAUGGUUGUUGUGACAACGACAGUGGAGGAGAAAGAUGUGGCGAUGGAGAAAGAGAAAGAGGUGGCAACAGUGGUGGUGGAGGAGAAAGUGGUAGUAGUGGAAGACGAGGAGAUGGUGGUGAUAGAGGAAGAAAAGGAAGAGUUGGUGGUGGUGGAGACGGAGAUGACGGUGAUAACGACAGCAGAAGGGGAGGGGAUGCAAACGGUAGAAGGGUAGGGUGGGAAGGGGGAGGCGGGAGGGGUGGGAUGAGAAAAAUAGGAUUUGUGUGUAAAUAA
Molecule: messenger RNA, 402 nt
Organism: Solanum dulcamara
Lineage: Eukaryota; Viridiplantae; Streptophyta; Magnoliopsida; Solanales; Solanaceae
Exons: 1
Coding region: 1-402 (133 amino acids)
Source: RefSeq, a predicted model, not a curated record